AUGCCACCAAAACCUCGUAUAACAUCCUCAAACUCCCCGGAAUACCGCCAUCGUCUCGCGGACAUCAGUUCCCGAGCAUGCCUCUCCGACCCCCUGAACGUGCUCUUCCAACGCGAUAAUGUCGGCUCUUCAGCCCAAGUCACACUUGAAAACAUCUACAAAUCUAGCCUCCACCGCAUCGAAGCGAAAGUCGGGCUCGGUUCCCUAGUCGUCGAAGCUGAUCAGUUCGCCGCUGUCGCGUGCUGGGAACCUCCAGGAGUAGUUUGUCGUAAUCAUGAUAUUGAAGAACUUGAAGAACUAGCAAAGGAGAGACCCAUUUAUGCUGCUUUUAUUCGGGAUAUUGAAGCUGCGGAGAAUGAGUGUUUGGGAGAGGGUCAGAAGUGCUGGCAGCUUAGUUUGAUGGCGAGGGAUCCGCUGAGAACGAGUAAGGGGGCGGUGAGGGCCAUUAUUGAACCAUUUGUAGAGAGGUCGAAGGCGGAGAGGGUGCCGAUUUGGUGCGUUGCGGGCAAUGAGAGGGCGAGGGAUGUGUAUGCUUAUUUUGGUUUUGAGGUUGUGAAAGUGAUUUAUUUGGGGGAGGAGAAGGGCUGGAAGAAACGCCGCGGGAAGACACGGCCCGAAAACUUCAAAGUUCCUUUUGGAAGAUCAGAGGCAAAUGAUACAUUUGUCUUACACUCUACCUUGCCAGCAGUGGCUGUGGAUCUGAGAGAAUACGGAAGCUCAGAGGUCCGGAUUCUUCAAAGCAUUAAUUCGUUGCACGACGUGAGAGAAGGCUCAUCUGCCGCAAGCAAACAUCUUUUUGCCAUCAGAAACCCCUCGCCAAAGGUCUCACUUGUUGUGGCGCUCUGUCUGCAAAAGGGCUCAGAGCUUGGCAAUACUAUGGCCGCUGGAGCCCAUGUGGAGGAAAGAAGAAAUAUAGCUGAAAUCACACCCUCUGCCAGCUCGGGUUCUUCGCUUUCUUGGCGUGACGUCGGCAUGGACGUUGACUUCGUUAAGGGGUAG
This is a messenger RNA of Hyaloscypha bicolor E, 999 nucleotides long. RefSeq lists its product as uncharacterized. NCBI's taxonomy places the organism in Eukaryota, Fungi, Ascomycota, Leotiomycetes, Helotiales, Hyaloscyphaceae. The transcript is spliced from 7 exons. The coding region runs from base 1 to 999 and encodes 332 amino acids. The record is from RefSeq and is a predicted model, not a curated record.